AAAUCUGACAUUAAACGGAAGUGGUGUUACAGCGCCACCAAAACAUUGGAUAGUAAUGAGAGGAUACUUCGUUGAUUUUUUUACUCUGGCUUUGAUAAGUAAAAAUAAUGUGGACCUAGUUCGAUAUUAUGGAGGAUGCUCUUAGUCGCAGUUCUGUUGAAUCUUCAUCAACCAAUGACGACUACGUAGUAGUAAAUGGAGAACCCAAAUUGAAAAUAACAGGUGAUAUUAAUGAUCUGAAUGAUGAGGUGUCUCAGUCCUCCAAGAAGAUGGCCUUGACCUUGACCCCCUCCAGUUCCCUGGGGACUGACCCCCAGUCUCCCAUUAGUUCUGUAGACAAUGUAUUCCCCAACAGUCUAUCUACAGGGGCCAUCAGUGAGGAGUCCACACCAGGAGAAGGUAAAGGGAGAUCAAUGUCUCUGCCUGGGAUCACAGAUGAGGGCUAUACAACAUUCAAUGGAGUUACCUACCUUGGAUGCGCUUUGGUGAAUGCUCCCCGGAGUGAGGUGGAGAUAUAUCGCAAUAUGUCAAUACUUAACGAACAGUCCAAACAGGCCAUUCCAAUAGAACUCCUUGUUCCGAGGACCUCAGAGGGAAAUGUCAGAACAAAUGGAGUGGUUAGAUUGGUAGAUCCCGGCACAGACACGGACAUAGCCUGCUACAAAAUCCACCGUAUCCUGUUCUGUGCCAGGGGACCCUCAGACAGCGAGGAGAAAAUGUGCUUUGCAUUUACGUGUAGUCAUGGGGACUCUCCGGAUUCUGCAAUAUUCCAGUGCCAUGUUUUCAGAUGUGAACUGCAUGAAGCUGUUGCUAAAAUAUUGUACUCAUUUGCAACAAGUUUCCGACGUUUACCGAAGACUUCGGUACGAUCAGCAUCCAGCAUAAGUGAAGCUGAAGUAACAGCUGUGUUCAGUGUUAAUUUGGAGUUCAAGGAGGAUGAUGGAAAGGGGAGCUACAGCACUUGUCCUAAAGACAAAAACAUGUUUAAAUUCCGAUGUGACUAUGACAAAAAAAUUGUGAUUUCUGUGACUCAGACGGGAAAUAAAGAACUUCGAAUUGAAAGGUGUUUUGGAUUACUUUUGUCACCUGGCCGUAAUAUCAAAGAUGGAGACAUGCACCUCAUAGAGAUGAAUUCCAUGGGUUAUUCGAGUGAUGGGAGAACUUAUUCCAUCUCAGGAAACUGGGACAUUUCUGAAGAGUGCUUCAAGGUCCUUAACACCGAGACACCUAAAGACACCCGUGUGUUCUUAACCGUGGCGGUGGAUUUGGUCAUCUGUGGGAUUCAGGAACCAGUUAGGUUUGCCAUAGAAACAAAGGCCAAAAUCUUCCCUCACAAUGAACGCUUCUGGUACUUCACCAAGAAACCCCACCAAGAACAAUUCUAUGUCAAGUUAAAACUCACCGAGACUGAGGCCCCCGAUGUUGUGCAAUAUGAAGUAGUGGAGGUCCAAAGUCAAACACAGAUAGAUAGGCAGAAGGCAGGAAUGAGUCUACAGGGCCUCAAAUUCAACAGACAAAUGUCUGAGGGUGUCCAGUCUCCUCAGGACCCAGAGGAGGAGUCAGAUGGAGAUGAGCCCCUACUUAGUGGGUCAGGAGUGGUCAGCAAGGAAGUUACCGAUGACAACCUGCUGGAGGCGUGGCAUGAGGUUCUGGUCAAGUGGCAUCAGAGCCUGUCUCAGAGGCCCAAACAGGUCCAGCAGCUGGCAAGGAAAGGCAUUCCAGAGGCACUUCGAGGGGAGGUUUGGCAACUUCUGGCAGGUUGUCAUGACAACUCAGAACUAAUGGAGGCCUAUAGGGUCCUUAUUACUAAGGAAUCUCCAACAGAGAGUGUGAUCCAGAGAGACAUCAACAGGACAUUCCCUGCCCAUGCUUUCUUUAAGCAGUCCGGGGGGCUGGGCCAAGAUUCACUCUACAGAAUCAGUAAAGCCUACUCUGUGUAUGAUGAGGAGAUUGGAUAUGUGCAGGGGUUGUCUUUCUUGGCUGCUGCCCUUCUACUUCAUAUGCCCGAAGAACAGGCUUUUUCGGUGUUAGUGAAAAUCUGUUUUGAUUAUGAAUUGAGAGAUUUAUUCAAACAAGGAUUUGAAGUGCUGCAUUUAAAGUUUUACCAGUUGGAGAGGUUGAUGCAGGACAUGAUGGGCGACCUGUAUGAACACUUCACAGAGAUGGGGCUGGAGAUCCACAUGUUUGCAUCUCAGUGGUUCCUCACUCUCUUCACCGCAAAAUUCCCACUGUUUCUAGUCUUUCACAUUCUAGAUCUUUUCCUUUGUGAGGGCAAAGAUUUCAUUUUUAAUGUUGCAAUAGCUCUACUGAAGAUGUCCAGGAAAGAUUUGUUGGCAUUAGACUUUGAAGGUGUUUUGAAAUACUUCAGAGUUCAUAUGCCCAAAAAGUACCGGACAGAGGAAGCAGCCAAGGAAUUGAUGGCUGUUGCUGUCAGUGCUAAGGUGAACAGCAAGAAGCUGAAAAAGUAUGAGAAAGAAUACAUAACCAUAAAAGAACAAGAAAUGCAACAGGAGGACCCAAUAGAGAGGAUGGAGAGAGAGAACAAGCGCAUGGUGGAGGACAACAUGAGAUUGGAGCAGGAGAACGAUGACCUGGCUCAUGAACUUGUGGACAGCAAACUCACACUAAAGAGUGAACUGGAUGAGGUCCAAGACGAGAACAAAGAAAUGAAGACGGAUUUGACAAAAUGUAAAAAACUUCUGAAGGACACUCAGGAAGAAAAACAACGCUUGGAGGUGGAAACCCAACAGGUCAAGGAAAUGUGUAGGAAGGAACUGGACAGACUGGAGUCGGAGAAUUCCAGGAAUGUCGUCAUAGUGGCUGAUUAUAAACAGAUCUGUACUCAGCUGAGUGAGAGGCUGGAGAAACAGCAGACAGCACACAGAGAGGAACUCUCAAGGAUCAAGACAUUAGUGAAGUCAUGUGAAACCUGUUCUAAAAUGUUUGAUGCUGAGGGGAAAGUGAAUUUACCUGAACCAAAAAUGGACCCUGAGAAAAUGAACCCUAAAAUUGUGGAUUUACAACAACAGAUUCGUGAGCUGGAGCUGGAAUUAGCUCAGACUAAGCUGGCAUUGGUGGAAUCCGAGUGUAAGACUCAGGAUCUGACACAUUCACUGAAUGCUGCCGUGAGUGAAAUCCAGGCAUCAAAAAAUACCUGGUUCACAAAGACUCUCAACUCCAUCAAAGAAGUGGCAAACACACACACUGGUAAAAAGGAACCAAAGGAUUGAUCAACUGUGAAAGCAAUUCCAUAUACCCUCUAGUGCAAUCCAGCUUGUGAUAUGUAUUGUUUUAUUAUUGUAUGUUGUAACCAUUUGCUAAAGUAAAGCAAUGUCAUAACUUGUC
Molecule: messenger RNA, 3345 nt
Organism: Ostrea edulis (European flat oyster)
Lineage: Eukaryota; Metazoa; Mollusca; Bivalvia; Ostreida; Ostreidae
Product: rab GTPase-activating protein 1-like
Exons: 23
Coding region: 129-3230 (1033 amino acids)
Source: RefSeq, a predicted model, not a curated record